Messenger RNA from Aspergillus fijiensis CBS 313.89, 2781 nucleotides. RefSeq names its product SPX and EXS domain-containing protein. The record is from RefSeq and is a predicted model, not a curated record. Gene Ontology annotation, molecular function: inositol hexakisphosphate binding. The transcript is spliced from 5 exons. Gene Ontology annotation, biological process: cellular response to phosphate starvation; phosphate ion transport. Gene Ontology annotation, cellular component: plasma membrane; Golgi apparatus; cytoplasm. The coding region runs from base 1 to 2781 and encodes 926 amino acids. Lineage: Eukaryota; Fungi; Ascomycota; Eurotiomycetes; Eurotiales; Aspergillaceae.
AUGCCUUUGCCUUCCCAGCAUGAAAUUCGCCAAACCGGCAAAAAGAAAGUCAAAGCCAUCUCGCGCGCCCUACAGAAAGCCAAUCGCAGCCCUAGCCAUCCGUCCAUCCGCAAUUUCUCCUACCCCCAACAUGACCAGUCCGAUCGCCUGCUGAGUUCGGAUCCGCGCUCGUCGUUUCGAAGCGAAAUCCGACACGAUUUGCCCCAGGACACCCUCCAGGUUCCCUCCACGCCGGUGCGAAGUAAUGGCUUGACACCGCGCUCAACGUCGGCGCGCAGUGAACGUCAGCCCCUCCGGGCCCCUGGAUCGCGCUUCUCGGGCGUGGUCGGCACGUAUGGCAGUAUUGUCGCCACACCGCCAUCACAGCAGGCUGCUUCGUCGGAUGUGGCCUCGCUGCGGUUGCCGGAUCCAGCAAUCGAUCCUAAGGAGGUUGAGUUCUCGUCGCCAGAAAGAGAGGAUGAUACAGACGACCACCGCCCCGAAAGCCCGUCUCCGAUUUUAUCGCGAUACGAUAGCUUGCGACCAGCUACGCCUGCCAGAUCGCGCCGGAGCCCCUCGACGCCACAACCCGCUGCCGGUGGUAUAAAGGAUUAUAAGAGGAACACGGGUGCAGGCCCGUCGAACCGUAGAGGCUCCCUACUGCAGCGGGUGCUGUCUUACCAGGAUUGGAAUGCCCCCGAGAAGCGCGACACCACUGAUACGUCGACAUCGGAGAUUGCCAAGCGGCAGGAUGAGUUCUUCGCUUUCCUUGAUGGCGAGCUAGCCAAGAUAGAUUCGUUCUAUCAGAUGAAAGAACAAGAAGCGGCGGAGCGUUUGAAGGUGCUCCGAAGCCAGCUGCAUAUCAUGCGGGACCAGCGCACCCAAGAAGUGCUUGGGAAAACGAAAAACGGUGGAAUCAAGAAGGACAACGCGCAGGCAAACGGCUUUGGCGGAUUCGCCAAAAUCAAGGAUGCUUUCCCGGGACGUCAUUUUGGGAAAAAUUCGAAGGCCCUGGCAGAGUUGGCAACCCCGGUCGGACAAGCGCAAGACCUACCGAACACCAUCACGCGGAGAGAUUUCGCACGACGGCCGGAAGAGUCCAACAACGCCGAGGUUCCGUAUCGCUCCGCCAAGAGAAAGCUUAAACAUGCGCUUCAAGAAUUCUAUCGUGGCGUGGAGUUGUUGAAGGCAUACGCCUAUUUGAACCGGACCGCUUUCCGGAAAAUUAACAAGAAAUAUGACAAGGUUGUCAAUGCGCACCCCCCGAUGCGAUACCUCUCUGAGAAGGUCAAUAAGGCGUGGUUCGUUCAGAGUGAGGUUACGGAGCAUUUGUUGUCGGCGGCAGAGGACCUCUACGCACGUUAUUUUGAGCGCGGGAACCGCAAGAUUGCCGCCUCGAAGCUGCGCCAUACAGUCAACAAGGCUGGAGACUACUCGCCGAACACAUUCCGUUCUGGUCUCCUGUUGAUGGCUGGCAUCCUGUUUGCAGCCCAGGCAUUGGUUUAUGCUAGCCGUAACUUGGAUAAUGACGAUUCCGACGUGAAGCUGAAUACAAGCUACUUGCUCCAGUUACCGAGUUUCUUCUUGUUCAUACUAGGUCUCUUCAUGUGGCUGAACUUCAUGAUGAUCAACGACGCAUAUAUCUAUUGGCCUGUCGUUCUGAUAGGUGUGACGGUGAUAGUUCUGUUCUUGCCAGUGCGCACAUUAUACCACCACAGUCGAAAGUGGUGGGCAUAUUCCAAUUGGCGACUUUUGUUGGCUGGUUUAUACCCCGUCGAGUUUCGCGACUUCUUUCUCGGUGAUAUGUACUGCUCGCAGACGUACGCCAUGGGCAAUAUUGAAUUGUUCUUUUGUCUCUAUGCGAAACAUUGGAGUGACCCUCAGCAGUGUAACUCCUCUCACUCCCGCUUGCUGGGGUUCUUCACGUGCCUUCCAGGAAUCUGGAGAGCUCUUCAGUGCUUACGUCGAUAUGCCGACACGAGGAACGCCUUUCCUCACUUGCUCAACUUCGGCAAAUACAUGUUCACUGUCCUCUACUAUUGUACCCUGAGUCUCUACCGUAUCGACAAGGUCUCGAGCUUUGAGGCGCCGUUCAUCACGUUUGCGUUGCUGAAUGCUGUCUACUGCUCCGUCUGGGAUCUCGCCAUGGAUUGGAGUCUCGGAAACCCUCACGCGAAGAACCCAAUGCUUCGCGAGGUGCUCGCCUUCCGGAAGCCGUGGGUGUAUUAUGUUGGCAUGGUCAUCGAUGUCGUGGUCCGCUUCAACUGGAUCUUCUAUGCGAUUUUCCGAAAAGACAUUCAGCAUUCGGCUGUCCUCAGUUUCGCUGUUGCACUUUCAGAGGUAGGCCGCAGAGGGGUGUGGACGAUCUUCCGUGUGGAGAACGAACACUGCACCAACGUUCUUCUCUUCCGAGCAUCCAGGGAUGUUCCCCUCCCAUACGAAGUUCCCAAACCACAGGCUCCGUCGGCUCAGCCAGAGGAGGCUAUGCAGCUUCAAGACCAUCAACCUCUGGCGCCCGUGCCUACCAUUGGCGACGCCGAGCAAGGAACCCCACCCACUCCAGGCUUGUCUGUCCGGAGCCCCCGUGGUCUUGCCCGGGUUGGUACCUUGUUGGCUGCGGCCCACGCCCAAGACUUCCAGCGUAAGAGGCGUCCUGGCGAGUUGCAUAGCGCUUCGAUAACCCGGGAGGGCCUGGAUACGCCGGAAGAUAGUACAGAUGAGGAAGAAGGCUCGCGGCCGUCGUCCGAGGGUGGAAAUGUGAUAGUGGAGGAGUAUCGAGAUGAUGACGACGACCAGGAGUAA